UUUGUCUGGAGCGAAAUGAAGCAGAUCUGGGAGGAGGGCGUCAAAGCCUACAUGAGGCAGUGGUGGAACUGGCUCGAUUUUCUCAUGCUUACGCUCUAUCUGACCACAGUAGCCCUGCGACUAGUCGCCAUCAUACUCCGGCGCACUGGUCGCUAUGGUGCAGAGAACGCUCCCAGAGACCUCUGGCCGCCGGAUGAUCCAACUCUGCUCAGUGAAGCACUCUUCUCAAUCGCACACAUCUUCAGCUUUGCCCGUAUCAUUUACCUCUUUCAGGUGAGCCGCGAUGUUUAG
Molecule: messenger RNA, 291 nt
Organism: Protopolystoma xenopodis
Lineage: Eukaryota; Metazoa; Platyhelminthes; Monogenea; Polystomatidea; Polystomatidae
Source: the annotation of a GenBank genome assembly